Molecule: messenger RNA, 3642 nt
Organism: Mesorhabditis spiculigera
Lineage: Eukaryota; Metazoa; Nematoda; Chromadorea; Rhabditida; Rhabditidae
Source: the annotation of a GenBank genome assembly
AUGGGCACCGGACUACGACUGGACAAGGCGCUGCUAGAGGUGCUGGAUGCCGCCGACCUGCAGGGCUUCCGACGGCAGCUCUGCCACGAGCUCCAGCUCACGAAGCUCGAGCACUUCGAGCACGCGAAAGAGCGUGACCUGCAGAACGUCGGCCUCUCCCUGCCCGCAAUCCGUCGAUUGCGUGAAGCGAUCCAGGAGAAGAAGCGGGAACUGAGGCGACAUCCGGAACGGGCUGCCCUCACAGUCCAAGUGCCGAUCGACGAUUCCCGGCUGCCGCCAGAACUCUCGCAGCCGGACACAAGCACGAUUCAAAAAGAACAGAUCAAACUCCUCGAGAAGCUUGGUGAAGGCACGUUUGCCGUGGUGAAACGAGCCUAUUGGACGACUCCUAGCGGCGAGAAGCUCGAUGUUGCUGUCAAGAUUCUUAGGGAUGCCUCGGAUAUGGUGAUGGAAGAUCUACAACGAGAAAUCGACAGUCUGCAGAAGCUGAAGAACCCGAACCUGAUUCGACUCUACGGCGUGGUUUUGGAUGCGGGCUGGAUGGUGUUCGAACUAUGCGAAGGUGGCAGUUUGCUCGACCGGCUCCGGGAUCGAAAAAAGGCGCAGCUGCUCGUUUCAUCGAUGCUCGAGUAUUCGCAACAGAUCACGAAGGGCAUGGCUUACCUGGAGAGCAAAAAAUGCGUGCACCGCGACUUGGCCGCCAGGAAUAUCUUGCUGUCGACGGAUGAGCGGACGGUGAAAAUCUGCGAUUUCGGGCUGAUGAGAAGUCUGGAAGAAAACCAACGGCUUUACGUGAUGAACCCGCAGAAACGAGUGGCCUUUGCCUGGUGUCCACCGGAAUCGCUGCGCUUCCGCGAAUUCUCGCACGCGUCCGACGUGUGGGCGAUGGGCGUGCUGAUGUGGGAGAUAUUCUCGCUGGGCGAGGAUCCGUGGGCCGGCAUGCGAGGCAAGGAGGUCCUGGAGAAGAUUGACGCUGGCGAGAGACUGAGAAAAACCGACUACUGCUCCGAGCAAGUCUACAAGUUGAUGACGGCCUGCUGGAUGGCGCGGCCCGACGAUCGGCCGUGCUUCAAGAAAUUCUGGGGCCAGUUGAAGCAGGCCAGCUUCCCGGUCGCCGAGGUCCGUGAUCCGCAACUUGCCACCGAUCGCAAUCGACUCGAGCUGCAGAUGGGCGACCGUGUGCUGAUCAUUGACGACAAGAGCACCGUGUGGUUCGGCCAGAACGAGCGCACGCGUCUGUUCGGCCAGUUCCCGCGCGCCUCCGUGUUCACGCGCUCGUCGCACGACGGGACGAAAGAUGGAAAUCAGCGGAUCUCGCGGCCGAUUGCCGCCCGCCCUGCUCCUCCUCCACCCAGGACGCAGCCGAAGGUCCACCAAAAUGGGGCCGCCGUCCCGCGCCCGAAAUCCACCUCCAUCUCCGAGAAUGGCGCCAGCCGGUCUGCCAACAACACUCCUCCCAUGCUGUCCGCCGACGCCUUUGUCAAUGUUCGAAGCGUCGCGCAACGGCUUGAAGGCAUCCCGCUUGCACAGAGGCCAAACCCACCGCCCCACGGCAUGUCGAGCGCGACGCAUUUUGAGCCGAACGUGCCAUCCUCGUCUCGCGCAAAUAUCGGCGUCGGCCACGGUCAGUCGAUCAUGAACGAGAUGCAGAGCAUCCUCAAUCGCCAGAGUACAGCCAGCGAAGUGCGGCUCCGGCAAAACCCGAACGAGACGCCGGUGAUGGUGCACAGCCAGAUGAACACGAUGCGCGUCCCCUCGUCCUACCCCAACGUCGCCCAGGGGCCCGAUCCGUUUGAGGUGCGCAUCGGCAACUACCUGGCCAACGGGCAAAAAGUGCUGCCCAGCUCCCACUCCACGUCCACACCCCAAUUCGGCACAAAUGUGCUGCAGCCGACGCCGGCCAUUUCGUCGGCUCGCCAAACGGCCGCCCCGCACAUGGGCGCCGUCCCGCAAGCCGCAUACCAGCCAACUGCCGCCCAACUUCAGCAGCUGCAAGCCGCCGGCCGGCUCAGCAUGUACAACCCCGGGGCUGCCGCGCAAGUCCAAGCCGCUCGGCCGACCUCGCAGAUUGUCGUGCCCACCCAACCGCUGCAACCGACUCCCGCCAGUCAACCGGCGGCUCGACUACAAAAUGCACCUAUGGGCGGUCUACAAAAUCCGCAGCCGGCUCGACAAGUUCAAGCCGGACAGCAAAAUGGGCCUAUGAACGGAUCGGCACUUGCGCAGCCAGCUGAUCGACUACAAAAUGCACCUAUGAGCGGUCUACAAAAUCCGCAGCCGGCGCGACAAGUUCAAGCCGGACACCAAACGGCACCGAUGAACGGAUCUUCACUCCCACAGCAGCCCCACCAAGUGCCUGCCCAACAAAACAAGCCUGUCAACGCCCAGGUGUUGCAGCCGAGCAAGGUUGCCCAACCGGCCCCGGUGAACGUUCAACAGCUUCCGAAGCCUCCGUCGACAUCUAUUCUGCAGCCCUCAAAAGUCGACAUCACGCCCAAGGUCGAGCCUGUCAAGCAGGACGCGCCCGUCAAGAAGCCCGAAGCCCAGAAGACCUCUGCGGCUACGGUGAGACGGCGGACGACGGAUGAUGUGGCCUCUUUCCUGCCGGAACCCAGCGCGCUGUUUUACGGAAAUGCCGGAGGAUCGGUGAAGAGUGGGACGAGUGAGACCAAGCCUGCCACACCGGCCCCAACAACGCCACUUCCGACAUCGUCAGCAGCGCCGGUCCCCUCGACGAGCAACCCGCUGGCUCCAAAGCUUGCGCCACAACCUUCAUCGCAACCACCGCAAUCUGCACCCCCUGUCGCCGCCAUCACUCCAACGCCGAUGCCUGCCAGCGUGGCCCCGGCGGCCCAAGCCGUCAAGCCCGUUCAGAAGAAAACGGCCGCGGUUCUGCCGUCCGUUCCGCUUGUGCCGACGCCGCUGUAUCCGAAGAUUUCGUCGAUAAUGGUGCCAUCUGAGCCACCCAAGCCCGAGACCCGGAUACCACAGGAGCAGGUGGAUGCCAUCCUCGCCCUGUCGUCCUCCGUCUCGCGGCCCCAGUCCACCAGCUUCUCGGUGCCCAUCUUCUCGGCACAACAAAGUCUCACCCAGCAGCCCAUCGGUUUCCACGGCUACAACACGCCGAUGAUGUACGGCGGUUCCGGCGGCUUUGGCGGAUAUGGUGGCGGCGCGUCGCCGAUUUAUGGAGCGUAUGGCUCGAUGCAGUACCCCACCUUCAACAUGAUGAGCCAGGGCAUCUACCCCAGCUUGAAUCAGCCCAUCUCGAUGAUGCCGAUGCCGCAGACGAGCAACUACGGCAACUACACGACGAACGGGUCCGACGUGAUGGCGGCGUAUUUUGCCGGCAUGAGUCAGUCCAGCCUGCCGCGCGAAAACCAGCGCAGCUCGCCGUCCGGAUCCGGCAGCGUGUCGCGCGCUGAGCAGAUGGAGAUCCUCUACAAGGAGGCGUCGUUCACCGAGCGCGGCAACUGCGACCGGAAGGUGGCCGAAUGCGGCGGUGACGUGGAGAAGGCGCUGAAAAAGUUGAAGGUAGAACAUCUCGUCGACGCGGGCAUCGCCACCGACCACGCCAUCGCCGUCAGCGCGCUCGAGGCAAAGGCGUGGGACCUGAACGCGGCCGCCGAGGCGAUCUUCACGCGC